AUGAAAUUUUCCACUGCUUUAGCCACCACUUUGAUUGGUGCUAAUGCUAUCGUGUCUGCUUUGCCUCACAUGCAUGUAAAGCGUGACGAAGACUGUGUUACUACCGUUACUGACGCUCAUCAACACAAGAGAGCUGUCGCUGUUGAAUACGUUUACCAGACAGUCACUGUUGAUGGUCAUGGUCAGACCGUUGGAAGAAUCAGUGCUGUCACUGAGAGUCAAACCGCUGUUCCAACCACUUUGACCCCUUCGACUUCUUCUGCCGAGGCUACCACCACCUCAUCUCCAGCCACUGCUGUGACUUCUUCCUCCUUCGAGCAAAAGACCACUUCCACCACUUCUUCCUCGAAGACUGCUGAAACUAGCACAACUAGCACUUCAAGCUCCUCGGCAAAGGUAGGAAGUUCCACUUCUUCCUCUGCCAAGGCUACCUCCACUUCAACCAGUUCUGGUGGCAUUUACGGUGACUUGGCUGCUUUCUCUGGUCCAACGGAGAAAUUCCAAGAUGGUACCAUCCCAUGUAGUCAAUUUCCAGCAGGCCAAGGUGUGGUUGCCAUUGACUGGAUCAACCAAGGUGGUUGGUCUGGUAUUGAGAACCCAGACACUUCCACCGGAGGUAGUUGUGCUGAUGGUUCUUACUGUUCUUACGCCUGUCAAGCCGGUAUGUCCAAGACUCAAUGGCCAUCUAGUCAGCCAGCUGACGGUAGAUCUAUUGGUGGUCUAUACUGUAAAAAUGGUAUGUUGUACCGUUCUAACACUAACAACGAUUACCUGUGUGAAUGGGGUUAUCCAUCCGCUUAUGUUGUCUCUCAGUUGAACCAAGGUGUUGCCGUCUGUAGAACCGACUACCCAGGUACUGAAAACAUGGUCAUUCCAACUUACGUUGGUGCUGGUCAAUCUCAACCUUUGACUGUUGUUGACCAGGACACUUACUACACCUGGCAAGGAAUGAAGACUUCGGCUCAAUACUACGUCAACAACGCCGGUGUCUCUCUCGAAGAUGGUUGUGUCUGGGGUAACGCAGGUUCUGGUAUCGGUAACUGGGCUCCAAUGAACUUUGGUGCCGGUCACACUAACGGUAUCAGCUACCUGUCCUUAAUUCCAAACCCAAACAACAGAACUCCAUUGAACUUCAACGUCAAAAUCGUCGCUUCCGAUUCUUCCUCUGUGGUCCAAGGUGAAUGUAAAUACGAAAACGGUGUUUACAAUGGCAGCGGUUCUGAUGGUUGUACCGUUGCUGUCACUUCUGGUUCCGCUCACUUUGUUCUAUACUAA
This is a messenger RNA of Torulaspora delbrueckii, 1275 nucleotides long. RefSeq names its product putative glucosidase SIM1 (gene SIM1). Gene Ontology annotation, biological process: fungal-type cell wall organization. Lineage: Eukaryota; Fungi; Ascomycota; Saccharomycetes; Saccharomycetales; Saccharomycetaceae. The record is from RefSeq and is a predicted model, not a curated record. The transcript has a single exon. Gene Ontology annotation, cellular component: cell surface; fungal-type cell wall. The coding region runs from base 1 to 1275 and encodes 424 amino acids.